AUGUUUAUAGACGAGAAUGAGACGCCGGAGUCAUGGUGGGUGUCAGCAGUUCUGAGGACCAUUCGCGCUGUGGCGCUCGUCUUCGAUGUAAUCACCUUCCCAAUACACCUUAUACUGCAGAGGCCGUGGAGGAAACGAGCACUAUCCAGACGAAUUAAGGCUCGCGUAAUCCAAACGACACAGAACAGCAUAACAGUGCAGUCAGUGUCAUCGCCGUCGGAUCUGCACCUGCGCCUGGUGCGCGAUGGAGUCACGUCGAUGGAGUCCAUGCUGCGAGCUGCGGCCUCGCGCUGGGCGCAGCGGCCUUGCCUCGGCACGCGCACCGUGCACGGGGAGGAGGACGAACCACAGCCUAAUGGACGGGUUUUCAAAAAGUUCAACAUGGGUGAUUACAAAUGGCGUUCGUACGUAGACGUGGAGAAGGAGGCGCGCCAGUUCGGUGCUGGGCUCCGCGAGCUGGGCUGCAAGCCGCGCGAGAACGUCGUCAUGUUCGCCGAGACACGCGCCGAGUGGAUGAUCGCAGCACACGGCUGCUUCAAACAGAGCAUACCUGUGGUGACAAUCUACGCCACACUGGGUGAUGAUGCCAUAGCCCACGGCAUCAACGAAACAGAAGUCUCCACUGUCAUCACAACCUUCGACCUCCUGCCAAAGUUCAAGAAGAUCCUCGCCAAGACCCCCCGCGUAGAAACCAUCAUAUUCAUGGAAGAUCAGCUGAAGACCGCUGAGAGAUCUGGUUACAAGGAAGGCAUCAGGAUUAUUGGGUACAAGGACGUACUACAGAAAGGCGCUGCGUCUAAAAUCGAGGCGGUCCCACCGUCGCCGGGCGACACGGCCAUCGUGAUGUACACGUCGGGCUCGACGGGCGUGCCCAAGGGCGUGGUGCUGUCGCACCGCAACAUGCUCGCCACGCUCAAGGCCUUCGCUGACGCCGUGCCCAUCCGCGACGGAGACCUGCUCAUGGGCUUCCUGCCGCUCGCACACGUCUUCGAGCUGCUCGCAGAAAGCUUGUGCAUCAUCGGAGGUGUACCAAUUGGCUAUUCCACUCCACUCACCAUGCUGGACUCGUCAAGUAAAAUCAUGAAGGGAACAAAGGGGGAUGCCACCAUUCUCCAGCCCACCUGCAUCACUACCGUACCAUUAAUAAUGGACCGAAUCAGUAAGGGUAUAACGGACAAAGUGUCUCGCUCCGGUGAGUUCGCGAGCGCGUUCUUCAAGUGGGCCUACACGUACAAACAGACCUGGAUGCGUCGGGGAUACGACACACCUCUACUUAACAAAAUUAUGUUCUCGAAGGUUCGCGCGCUGCUGGGCGGGCGCGUGCGGCUGAUGAUCAGCGGGGGCGCGCCGCUGUCGCCCGACACGCACGCGCAGGUGCGCAUCUGCCUGUGCUGCGACGUGAUCGCGGGCUACGGGCUCACCGAGACCACGUCGUGCGCCACCGUCAUGUGUCCGCUCGACCGCUCCACGGGCCGCGUGGGCGCGCCCACCGCCGGCACGCACGUGCGCCUCACCGACUGGCACGAGGGCGGCUACCGCGUCGACAACAAGCCCUUCCCGCAGGGUGAAAUAGUUAUCGGUGGAGAAUGCGUAGCGGAGGGCUAUUACAAGAAUCCGGAGAAGAGCAAAGAGGAGUUCAUUGAGACUGAGGGCCGACGCUGGUUCAGGUCGGGCGAUAUCGGGGAGCUACACCAUGAUGGAUGUAUUAAGAUUAUUGACCGCAAGAAGGACCUUGUAAAGUUACAAGCGGGCGAAUAUGUGUCACUGGGCAAAGUCGAGGCAGAACUUAAAACGUGCCCCAUCGUAGAAAACAUCUGCGUAUAUGGAGACAGCACCAAGACCUACACGGUGGCCCUGCUGGUAGCCAACCCCAGAAACCUGGCCGACCUGGCCGCCAGGCUCGGUUUGCCCGAAACAGAUUUUGAGCAGCUAUGCCAGAACCCCGUCGUCGAGAAGGCCGUGUUGAAAGAGCUUGCCGAACAUGCCAGAAAAUGUGGUUUGGAGAAGUUUGAAGUCCCGCUAGCAGUGAAACUAGUAACGGAAGUGUGGUCCCCCGACAUGGGGCUGGUGACGGCCGCCUUCAAGAUAAAGCGGAAAGACAUCCAGGAGCGGUACAAGGAAGACAUCAAGCGGAUGUACGCGUCGUGA
Messenger RNA from Arctia plantaginis, 2148 nucleotides. NCBI's taxonomy places the organism in Eukaryota, Metazoa, Arthropoda, Insecta, Lepidoptera, Erebidae. The record is from the annotation of a GenBank genome assembly.